AUGAUCAAUGACAAGCCUGAGCUUCAAGCAGUGAAGCACUUGAGCAAAAAGAGAGACAAAGAUGAGAUCUCUACAGACAUGGUAGAGAGGCAAGCUAGAGAUGGUGAUGGGCUUCUGGUCAAGAACGGUGUUGUAGAAAACAAGCGAUGCGGGAUCAUGAGCACCUAUGCUUUGGUCACUUCAGUGCUUCUCCAGAACAUCAAAUACGAGAUGGAGUUGGUACCAGUGGACAGCAGGUCAGAGUUUUUGGAAUAUACUGCCUCGCCACCAAAGUCAACUAAAAUAUGGAGCAUGGUAUAUACCAUGCACUUGUGGAGAAGUGUUUCCUCAUCAGGCUUCAGCAGGGUGUCUGUGACGUCCAGGCCCCACAGUGCAUCGCCAUACCUCUCCAUGCUGCAUACACCCAAGUUGGCUUGUUUGUGCACUGCUCCUUUUCACUGGCACUGCAAUGAGGUGGUCAAAACAUGUGACUCAUCAGCAGUGGACGAUGAUAGCCUGCUGCCUGCCAAGAUUCAGCACCUCAAUGAAUUAAGUCCUUUCAUCAAGAGGAAUUCAGUGGCCGACCCUGUGCAGCCACCAUUACCACUUAAGUAUGCGCUGAAACCACGAGCUGUGAAGCAUGGGCCAACAGUGAUAUCAUCCAUGGUGGCUGCAGCACUAUCAGCUGAAGUGGCAGCUGACAAGUUUCAAGAUCAGCAACUUGGAUAUUUGCACCAGUAUUUGCCGAACAAGAUGCUAGCUGGUGGUGCUUCUGGGCUAUCCUCACUGUGUCCUGCCAUUACUUGGUGGCCUACUAUGCAUAUCGCACCACGUAUCCCAUUAAGUAGGAUCUCUCAAGAGCUCCCCGUAGAUAUCUCUACCUCUUUGACAGCUGUGAGGCCUGUCAAGCAUGGCAAACACACACCCGAGAGACUACUGACUGCUAGGUUGGAGCCAGAGAAGACAGCUCUUGACUUCCCACAAUCACCUGGACAGUCUGCAUUUUAUAACUUGAAUUCCUAA
This is a messenger RNA of Phanerochaete carnosa HHB-10118-sp, 1002 nucleotides long. RefSeq lists its product as uncharacterized. The coding region runs from base 1 to 1002 and encodes 333 amino acids. The transcript is spliced from 5 exons. Lineage: Eukaryota; Fungi; Basidiomycota; Agaricomycetes; Polyporales; Phanerochaetaceae. The record is from RefSeq and is a predicted model, not a curated record.